Molecule: messenger RNA, 414 nt
Organism: Diversispora eburnea
Lineage: Eukaryota; Fungi; Glomeromycota; Glomeromycetes; Diversisporales; Diversisporaceae
Source: the annotation of a GenBank genome assembly
AUGGCAAGUGGCGUUGAGGUUAACGACGAAUGUGUAAAAGAAUAUGAACUACUCAAACAUAAAAAAGCAUACAAGUAUAUUACAUUCAAAAUUUCUGAUAAUCAUGAACAAAUCAACAUUGAAAAGAAAGUCCAAGACGGAACUUAUGAGGAAUUUGUUGCUUGCCUUCCUGAAAACGAACCUCGUUAUGCUGUUUACGAUUUCGAAUAUGAAAAACCAGGUGAAGGUCAUCGUAGCAAGAUCGUUUUCUAUUCCUGGAUUCCCGAUACAGCUAGAAUCAAGCCCAAGAUGAUUUAUGCUUCAAGCAAGGAAGCUUUUCGUAAAAAACUUAAUCCUUCCAUUGAAAUACAAGGAACAGAUUUUUCCGAAGUAUCUUUUGAAGCUGUUCUGGAAAAAGCAAUUCGAACAAGCUAA